AUGAAGGCAACAAUUUUCUGCAGCGCUACCCUCUUUUCCUUGGCAGCUUUUGCCUUCCCAGCCAACCUUCUUAACAACAUCAACAAGGAUAUCGGUGCUGAGCAGCUUGCGGAGAUCACCGAGUUGGCGGCAAAGAUCUCAAGGGAGGUAGAGACGAAGCGACAACUCGGCGCUAACAUCUUACCACCUGGAUUUGAUGCAAAGGCUCAGCUCGUUAGCACAACUGGUGACCACAAAUACAUCGCACCAGGUAUGGGAGACCUCCGUGGACCUUGCCCGGGUCUGAACGUUAUGGCAAAUCAUGGCUACCUCCCCCGAAAUGGAAUCGCAUCCAUCACGCAGUUGACAAUGGCCUCAAAUGAAGUGUUUGGUAUGGGGAUUGAUCUCUCUGGCUUCCUGUCAGUCCUUGCUACUGUCAUGGGCGGCGACAUCACUUCAGUUUCCAUCGGUGGCAAGCCAAAAAGUGGUGGACUAAUUGGCGGACUUACUGCCAGUCUUGGUAUGCUUGGAGUGCCGCAAGGGCUGAGUGCGACACACAACCGCUUCGAGGCUGACUGCUCUCCUACGCGAGGCGAUGUCUAUAAGACUGGUGACCCAGUAUCCCUCAACCUACCCCUGUUUGAGCAACUCAUGGCCAUGCCCCUCGGUCCCAACGGUUACGACCUCACAGUCAUGCAUCCCUUCCGCGGCAAGCGGUACAAGGACUCUGUUGCCACCAACGGACACUACUGGGCCGGACCUGUGACACACUUCGCAAUCAACACUGCGACAUAUCUUUUCACCUACCACUUCUUCGCCAACCACUCCGCAGAGUACCCAGAAGGCUACCUCGAUGGAGAGACACUCAAAUCGUUUGAAGGUGUGACUGGGCAGAAAGGAAGCUUCAAGUGGGCUUCGGGACGUGAGAGGAUUCCUGAGAACUGGUACCGCCGCGCUAUCGGUGACGAUUACGGAAUCACGGGCUUCACCCUUGACGCCGUAGGUGCACUCCAGGCACUCCCAUACAUGGCUGUCAUUGGUGGCAAUACCGGCAAGCCCAACACCUUCACUGGUGUCAACAUCGCGGACCUUACGGGCGGCGUCUACAAUGCCAAGACCCUGCUCGAGGGCAACAACCUUAUGUGCUUUGCCUUCCAAGCCGUCAACUCAGCUGGCCCGAAUAUCCUCAAGGGUCUACUCGGAAACGUUCUGCUUGCUGUGCAGAAGUUGACGGAUGCCUUGAACCCAAUCGUUGCGCAGCUUGGGUGCCCAAAACUUGCCAAGUACGACAAGUCCUUGCUUGCGAAGUUCCCCGGAGCUGGGGCUGCAAUCUAG
Molecule: messenger RNA, 1314 nt
Organism: Alternaria atra
Lineage: Eukaryota; Fungi; Ascomycota; Dothideomycetes; Pleosporales; Pleosporaceae
Exons: 5
Coding region: 1-1314 (437 amino acids)
Molecular function (GO): peroxidase activity
Source: RefSeq, a predicted model, not a curated record